Molecule: messenger RNA, 1812 nt
Organism: Arachis stenosperma
Lineage: Eukaryota; Viridiplantae; Streptophyta; Magnoliopsida; Fabales; Fabaceae
Product: protein FAR-RED ELONGATED HYPOCOTYL 3-like
Exons: 1
Coding region: 1-1812 (603 amino acids)
Biological process (GO): regulation of DNA-templated transcription
Molecular function (GO): nucleic acid binding; zinc ion binding
Source: RefSeq, a predicted model, not a curated record
AUGCUGGAUGCGAGGUUCAGGGGUCUGUCGCAGUCACACAGAGCAGUCAAGGAAGGCAAUUUGCACCAAAUCAAUUCCAUGAGAAAAUCUGGGAUGCGGGUGCCGACGAUUUUCCGCGCCUUUGCCAAUCAGUUAGGAGAAUUUGAGACUGUUGGGUUCGAGAUAAAGAACAUAUAUAAUACGAUAGAGAAGCAAAGGCGGGCUGGCGCGACAGAUGCUGAGGCCACGUUAAAGUUCUUGGAAACUCUAAGGACCACUGAUUCUGGGAUGUUCUGGAAGUACUCGCUGGAUGUUGACAAGAGGCUGGAACAUCUCUUCUGGUGCGAUGGUACAGGUCGUUAUGACUACAACGUGUUCGGAGAUGUCCUGGGAUUUGAUGCAAGGUACGGUCGUAACAAAUACAAGUGCCCUUUGGUAAUAUUCUUAGGGGUGGACCAUCAUAUGAGGACGGUGGUGUUCGGCUGCGCCAUCUUGAGCAACGAGAGCGAAGGAAGCUAUGUGUGGUUGUUACGGGCAUUUCUUGAGACAAUGAAAGGAAAACAGCCGAAGUUUGUUAUCACGGACGAGGACCUCACCAUGAGGAGUGCGGUUAGUACAGUUUUCCCCGGUGCACAUAAGAGAUUGUGUAGCUGGCAUUUGUUAAGGAAUGCCACUGCUAGAGUUGGACGGCUGGGUUUUCUUAGGAAAUUCCGUCGCUUAAUGGGAGAUCUAGAGGUUGACGAAUUUGAGAGAAUAUGGACGGACAGCGUGGCAGACCACGGGUUGGAGGAUCAUCCGCGGAUAGCGGAGAUGUAUGCAAAGAAGCAUUCAUGGUCUAAUGCGCAUAUCCGGGGGAAAUUCUUCACAAGACUGAAGACGACAUCGAGGUGCGAGGCCUUGAAUAUGCAGCUUGAAAAAUUUAUACACAACGGGUACAAUCUGAGGGAGUUUGUGGAGCACUUCCAACACUAUCUGAAAUUCAUGAGGAGAAGAGAACUAGUGGCAGACUACAAGUCUGCGUACGACGAGCCUGUUGUAAAAACAAAACUCAAAGCCAUUGAGCAGUUCGCUGCGACGGUUUAUAUAAGAGAGGUUUUUGAACUGUUUCGGGAGGUGCUGAUGCUAGCCAGCAAUGCUAGAGUCGUGUCCACCAAGAGGACGAGCGCUUGUGUUUUGUUCGAGGUUGCAAUGUACUGCAAGCAGAGAUCAUGGGUCGUGUCGUGGGCCGAGGAAGACGACGAAUUCAGUUGCUCUUGUCAGCGGAUGGAGUCCUUCGGACUUCCUUGUAUCCACAUGGUUGGGGUUCUAGUUUAUCUAAACAUAACAGCUAUCCCUAGAAGCCUAAUACUUGAACUAUGGACAAAGAGGGCAAAGCAGCCGUGUGCACCCAGCGAUGGAACACGUGUUGGGGAGAUCCCAGACGCGGCAUACAUGAGCAUGCACGCGGCAAUGUUGGAUGAUUGCAGGGAGCUGGUUAACCUGUCUUGCCGGUUCUUCGAGGACUACGUGGACUUUAAAACAAGGUUGGCAAAUGAGUGCCAAUCCCUGCGGGACAAACGUCGCCAAAGGCUGGGUGUUGCUGAGGAGGCCAGCAGGGUAUCUGUUCUGGACCCGUUGCGGGUAAGGUACAAAGGAUGCGGUCGAAGAGUUGUCACCUCCCAGGGUAUGUUCUGCCGUGUUCAAAGGUGUCGACUGUGUGGAAAGGGUGGACACGAUUCUCGCAAGUGUCAACAAUCAAGUAUGGGGAAGAACAUCGAAAGUUUUGAGGCUGGCGCAGCUUACGAUAGCAUGGAAGCAGGAGAUAGGGGUGAGGACUACUACGAAUUUGAGUGA